AUGUUUACGUCAAUGGUUUCGUCAAUGGUUUCAUCGUCAAUGGUUUCGUCAAUGGUUUCAUCGUCAAUGGUUUCGUCAAUGGUUUCGUCAAUGGUUUCAUCGUUAAUGGUUUCGUCAAUGGUUUCAUCGUCAAUGGUUUCAUCGUCAAUGGUUUCGUCAAACUUAAACGUAUAUGCUUUGUCAAACAUGAGCGUAAAUGUUUACGUCAAUGGUUUCGUCAAUGGUUUCAUCGUUAAUGGUUUCGUCAAUGGUUUCAUCGUCAAUGGUUUCAUCGUCAAUGGUUUCAUCGUCAAUGGUUUCGUCAAACUUAAACGUAUAUGCUUUGUCAAACAUGAGCGUAAAUGUUUACGUUAA
Messenger RNA from Trichomonas vaginalis G3, 354 nucleotides. RefSeq lists its product as uncharacterized. Lineage: Eukaryota; Parabasalia; Trichomonadida; Trichomonadidae. The coding region runs from base 1 to 354 and encodes 117 amino acids. The transcript has a single exon. The record is from RefSeq and is a predicted model, not a curated record.